AUGCCUUCCUCGCCCGACCCGGAAAAGGGUGCCGGAGCCGGAGGCAACUGGAGGUCACCAACCCCAUCCCUGCACAGAAACAACGACAAGACCAGGUCAGGCACCAAACCAGCAUCUGGACAUCCAUGCGACGAGUCCGACUCGUCACACGAUGUCUUGGAGAAGGCGCUGCGCCGCGACACCGACUACGAAAUCGAGGAGGCGUCUGUCGCGGGUGAGCCGCUGUCACCCGUUCGAACAGAAGCCAGCACUGCCUCUCGGCCACCCGAUUUCGAGGUCGAAUUCAGCCCAGACGACCCCGAGAACCCGAGGAAUUGGUCCAAGUGGUAUCGUGCCUGGGUCAUGUUUGUCGUCUCCAUCUCGUGUUGGAUCGUGGUCCUGUACAGCACCAGCUACACCGCCUCGAUCCCGGGUCUCAUGGAGGAAUACAACGCCUCCAAAUCGUACACGGCAUUGGGAGUCACCACGUACCUUCUUGGUCUCGCGACAGGAAGCCUUGUUGUUGCUCCGCUGAGCGAGCUCUAUGGUCGUCGCAAGAUCUAUAUUGUGUGCAUGGUUUUGUCAACAAUUAUGAUCAUUCCCUGUGCCCUCGCGACAUCACUGGAACAAAUGUUUGCCUGCAGAUUCGUUGGAGCCAUGUUUGGUGCUGCUUUGAUCUCCAAUAGCCCGGGCACUAUUGUCGACAUCUCCACCGAGGAUCGCCGCGCCAAGUACAUGUCGCUAUGGUCUAUUGCGCCUCUGAACGGACCAGUGACUGGACCCAUUAUUGGCGGUUUUGUCUUUCAGUAUCUUGGAUGGAGGUGGUGUAAUUGGCUCGUGCUCAUCAUCGCAGGUGUUAGCAUCAUCAUGAUGUUUACCGUCAAGGAGACGUAUGCUCCAACCCUGCUCCAACGGAAGGCGGCCAAGAUACGCAGGGAGACAGACGACCCUCGGUGGUGGUGCAGGUAUGACGCCAAGGUAUCCAAGGUCGAGCUCAUCAAGACGAACAUGAGCCGCCCUUUUAUACUAGCCGCGACAGAGCCGAUUCUGUGGGCUGCCAACAUCUGGAUCUCUGUCAUCUACGCCAUUCUCUACCUCUGCUUCAUCGCCUAUCCCAUCGUCUUUUCUGAGCACCGAGGCUGGGGCCCUGGCACGUCGGGCCUCGCGUUCCUCGGCAUCGGCAUAGGCACGCUCAUGGCCAUCUUUGCCGAGCCCCUGCUCCGCCGUAUCGUCAACGCGCAUCGACACGACCCUGCGACUGGCCGUCCCCUGCCCGAGUCUGCCGCCCGCAUCAUGGUCCUCGGCGCCAUACUCACGCCUCUCGGUCAGCUCGUCUUCUCCUGGACGUGUCUGCCCGUCACGAUACACUGGGCCAUCCCCAUCGCCUUUGGCAUCCCCUUCGGCGCCGGAAACACUCUUUCCUUUAUCUAUGGAUCUAACUAUCUCGCUGGUGCCUACGGCAUCUACGCCGCCUCGGCCCUCGCCGGCAAUGCUGUCAUUCGCAGUAUCGCUGGCGGGGUACUGCCGCUCGCCGGCACGGCCAUGUACACAACGUUGUCACCACAGUGGGCGGGGACGCUGCUGGGGCUGCUCGAGGUUGCGCUCAUACCGGUACCACUGGCGUUCUGGAGGUACGGCGAGAGGAUUCGCGCGAAGAGUCCGUUGAUCAGACAAAUGAGAGAGGAACAGGAACGACUUGAGAGGCGCAAGGCAAGGGCAGAAGUGAGAAGGGAAAAGGCGGAGGGCGUGCAGGAUUGUGCUGGAAAGCAGACUGUUUGA
Molecule: messenger RNA, 1758 nt
Organism: Verticillium alfalfae VaMs.102
Lineage: Eukaryota; Fungi; Ascomycota; Sordariomycetes; Glomerellales; Plectosphaerellaceae
Product: polyamine transporter 3
Exons: 3
Coding region: 1-1758 (585 amino acids)
Biological process (GO): transmembrane transport
Molecular function (GO): transmembrane transporter activity
Source: RefSeq, a predicted model, not a curated record